UGGAGGACGCUACACGUGACCGACAGGGCUAGGGCGUGGCUUGUAGUUCGAGGAACUGAUCCGACUGGGUUGACUUCCUCACCGGGGAAGAGUGAACUAAACCCGGAGCCAACAUGAGCAGCAACCGAAGUGAGAACGGGGCUGCGGAGGCAAAAAGUGAGGAAGGCGAGCUGAGCUCUACGUCCCGUGCUUCGGCCAGAUGGGGACCUCAACACGCAGGCGCUCGUGAGCUCGCAAAUUUAUAUUCCCCAGGUAAGAGGUGUCAGGAAUGGAUCAGUGUUAUUCUCUGUUUCACGCUCAUGGCCUUUAAUUUCUUUUACCUCCUCACCCACUUCCACCUGGGCCAUGCCUGGUACAUCCUUCUGGGAAUUGUGGCAGGAAUCGUUACUGCAGACUUUGCCUCUGGACUGGUACACUGGGGUGCUGACACGUGGGGGUCUGUGGAUUUGCCCAUCGUUGGAAAGGCAUUUAUUCGUCCAUUUCGGGAACAUCAUAUCGAUCCCACAGCCAUCACACGGCAUGAUUUCAUAGAGACGAAUGGUGAUAACUGUAUGCUGACAAUCAUUCCCCUGGCUAACAUGGCCUACAACUUCCACACUCUAACACCAGCGGAGAUUUAUCAUAUCUUCCCCUGGUACUGCUAUUUAUAUUCUUUGGCCAUCUUUGUUACACUGACCAAUCAGAUCCAUAAGUGGUCUCACACUUAUUUUGGGCUGCCAUUCUGGGUCACCUUCCUGCAGGACUGCCACAUCAUCCUCCCUCGCAAACACCACAGAGUUCAUCAUGUAUCACCUCACGAAACCUAUUUUUGCAUCACUACAGGCUGGUUGAACUACCCCCUGGAGAAGGUUGGCUUCUGGAGGACUGUGGAGGACAUCAUCCAGAGCCUGACAGGAGAGAAGCCCAGAUCAGAUGACUUGAAAUGGGCCCAAAGAACACAGUAAUGUUACUCUGGUGUGUGUCCCUCUCCUACCUCAUACCUCUGUACAGAGGUCCAGCCUCCAUCUCUCCUCCUCAUUCAGCUCCCAAGCAUUGACCCAGCCAGUGGGGAUGAUAAAAACUGAAUGAUGCUGAUAAUGCAAAAUCUUCCAGCCCUCAAAGAGAAGAAAAGAGGAGAGAAGUGGAGAGUGUGUUUGCAAGCAAUACUUUUCCGUACUUCUCAUCCAGCAACAGCUCUCAAAUCUUUUUUUAUACUCAUCAAUAUUCUCCCUAUUUCCUGCACAAAGAAGCCAUUUUACCUCCGCUAUAGGGGUAUUAAGCAUCCAAAAAUGCCAUGCUGACAAACUUGAAACCCUGAAGCAAAAUGAAAAAUCCACAUGUUUAAAUACUUGAACAGUGAGCUGCAGUUCAAACAGAUGCCUUUAAAAAAAAAAACACAUACAAAACAAAAUAAAAAAAGAUUUCUGCAGACUGACAAGUAUGGUUAACUGUAGGAAUGCUACUCUUAACAUUUUGGUCUGCAGUAAGGAAACCAUGUCUUUCUUGACCCAUCCUUUUUAUUGACAUCAUGGCUCGUAAUAAUGGAGGGCUGGAAUCGGUGUCUUGACUUUUUGGUUGACGUCUGAACAGACAAAGCUGAUGAAUAUGCAGUCUUUUCUCAGUCCGCCUUACUUCUGCAGUACAUGCAGCAGAGUCAGUUCACUCUGGUCUCUCUUUCUCUCUCUCUCUCUCUCUCUCUCUCUCUCUCUCUCUCUCUCUCUCUCUCUCUCUCUCUUGCUAUCACACACACACACACACACACUCCACAAUGUACACAUUUCACUCCUCACUUAAGCACUUACUCCAUACUAUAAACUUUUGACUUGUGAAUCAUACACACUUUUGAUACAUUAUGUUUUCCAUAUUGUUACACAUCCAUUAAUGAAGAUGUGCUAUUUCUUUCCUUUUUUUCACAAGCACAUUCUCGCUUCUUAAUGUUCUGGCUCUGUUCUGGUGCUCUAAAGACAAAGAUAUA
Molecule: messenger RNA, 1954 nt
Organism: Tachysurus fulvidraco (yellow catfish)
Lineage: Eukaryota; Metazoa; Chordata; Actinopteri; Siluriformes; Bagridae
Gene: peds1b
Product: plasmanylethanolamine desaturase 1
Exons: 6
Coding region: 114-944 (276 amino acids)
Molecular function (GO): oxidoreductase activity
Source: RefSeq, a predicted model, not a curated record